AUGGAGAGGCCCAAGAAGCAGUCCAAGACAGGCGACACCGGAGAGCAGACUGUCGGUGCGCCUGGGUUCGAGGGAGGAAAGGAGAUCGAAAGCAGCGCACAGUCUGUCGAUGUCGAUGAUCUGAGACCAGGAGGGCUGAAGUGGACCAACAUCAUCCUAUCCAAGGAGAACGGCAGACUGGGGAGGAGGGUCAAGGAUCUGGAGCGCAUUACUCGCCAAUAUUAUCAGGACAUCCGGGUGUUGAAGGGGAAGGACAUCGCCGAGCAGGAGUAUUGGGAGUCAAAAGUCGCGCGCGAGUUCAAUGUCGACGACGAGGUCAUACUCUGGCGCAAACCCGAGCGAAAGGGGACAGGGUUCGACGACCGAGAUGAAUGGUGUCAUGAUUUCGAUGUUUGGACCGUCCUUGGACCGUCUACAACGAAGUCAGAUCACUACGUCCUUCGAAACUCGUACACCGAUGAAGAGGAGCACGAACAACCGGCUACGAACAUGGUGCUUGCGCCACCUCUUCUCACGAAAAAUGGGCCCUCUAUUUAUUUGAAUGGGGAACUGGUGGACCUGAGGGCGGUGUACUUCUAUGACAUGGAGGAAGGCACCAUCGAGCAAGUCAGAUUUGACGUUCAGUUGUCCAAUACUGCGCUGGAGGUUCGCGAUCGGACGCCGCCUCCCCGAAAAUCCGUCUGA
Messenger RNA from Cyphellophora attinorum, 684 nucleotides. RefSeq lists its product as uncharacterized. Lineage: Eukaryota; Fungi; Ascomycota; Eurotiomycetes; Chaetothyriales; Cyphellophoraceae. The transcript is spliced from 3 exons. Bases 1 to 684 code for a protein of 227 amino acids. The record is from RefSeq and is a predicted model, not a curated record.